UCGUGGGUGCUUUGUGCGCUCUCCCGUAUAAAAUUUUCGGUUUUCGCGUAAAAUUGUUGUUAACUUUACAUAUUUAAUUAGUAUAGCUUUAGAAGUGUUGACAUAUUGUUAAUAUUAUUAGUGUGUCUGCUCGUUGAGUCAGUCGUUUAGAUAUUUUUCCUCAAUACAAAGAGAAGUCGCAUCGGGGCGCAGUUCGUUCAUUGUUGGUGCGUUGUUGGCAGCUCUGCCAAAAGCAACAAACGGUAAAAUUCCCACAGUCAUUGCACUAACGGCACAAACUGCUGCUGACCUCGACCUAGACAAUUUUCCCAUACGAAUUUUGUUGUUGCCGGCAAAGAAGAAUUGAUUUUCGACUACAGUAGACUCGGAUCGCAACCUAUAGUACAGAGAGAGAGAGAGACAGAGGUGUUUGAUUUCCCUUUUGGUGGUCUUUCGCUCCCUCAGCCGUAACGGUUAGCGGCCCUGUACAUCACAAAUCAAAAAUACGCAUAUUAUGAACCGCACCAGAAGGAAAGUCGUCCGUCCAAAGAAUCCCUACACCAAAGCGAACUGCUUCUCACAAUGGACAUUCUGGUGGAUGCGGGAUCUUUUCAAGCGUGGCCUGCAGGGUCCGCUCACGGACGAGGAACUGUACCAGCACAGAAAGACGCUGGACAGCGAGCGGGUGACCAACAAGUUCAACGAGUUGUGGGAGGACGAGAAGAAGCGGAGCAAUCCCAGUGUGGUGCGCAUGAUACUGCGUGCAUAUGGAACGAUCUUCAUUCCCUUGGGUCUGGCGUACUCGGUCGCUGAGUCGUGUUGCAAAUCUCUUAUGCCCCUGUUUCUUGGUGGGCUAGUGGGCUACUUUGCCACGAACCAAACCACGGUCAGCGAAGAGACGGCCUAUAUGUACGCGCUGGGGAUUGUGAUUUGCAUGCUGGUACCUGUGAUAACAUUCCAUCCCUUCAUAUUCUACAUCUUCCAAGUGGGCACAAAGCUGCGCCUCGCCCUCUCCGGCCUCAUCUAUCGAAAGUGUCUGCAGGUAUCAAAGAGCAGCAGCAACGAUGGCCUGCGCGCCAGAGCCAUCAACAUACUCUCCAAUGAUCUCGGGCGCUUCGAUGUGGCAUUGUGCUUCCUGCACGACACGUGGAAGGGCCCACUGGAAUCACUGCUGAUUGGCUUCCUCAUGUACCGCGAGAUUGGUCUGUCCGCUGUGAUAGGCGUGUCCUUCAUGAUCAGCUUUAUCCCACUACAGGCGUGGGCAGCCAAGAAAGCCGCCUAUUACCGACAGAUGACCGCCGAGAGGACAGAUAUGCGCGUGAAGCUGAUGAACGAGAUCAUCCAGGGCAUACAGGUGAUCAAGAUGUAUGCCUGGGAAAAGAGCUUUGCCCGCGUGGUGGCUGAGGUACGCCUGAAGGAAGUGAAAGCCAUUCGGGGCACUGCCUACAUCCAUGCGGCGCUUGGAUGCACCUCCAUGAUAUCACCGCUGUCUGUGUUCUUAGCCCUGUGCUCCUAUGUCUACUUUGGAGAUGCCUUAACGGCUCAAAAGGUGUACACCGUGUCCUCCUACUUCAACAUGUUGAAUGACUCGAUGGUUCACUUCUGGCCGCUGUCCAUCACCUUCAUUGCCGAGGCCUUGGUUUCGGCACAACGCUGCAAGGAAUUCCUGCUGGACGGGGAUAGAGCUGAGGUGCCCAUCAACCUGGAGGCCAAUAAGCAACAGACAAAGACCAAGCGAACGCUCACCAAGACAGACAUCCAACAAAAUGUGGAGCUGAACGGGUCGCUUUUGUCCAAUGGUCUGCCGCAGCACAGCCGUCUCAGGGAUUACAAUCCGGACGCGGGAAAGAAAUGCGUGAUCCUGAAGAAUGUUUCAGCCUCGUGGGACACUAGCGAUGGGCACCCCAGCUGCGCCAUUGAGAACUUCAGUACGGAGAUACAGGAUCAAACUCUUGCUGCAGUUGUCGGACCCGUGGGCGCUGGCAAAUCGAGCUUCCUAAACGUGCUCCUAGGGGAAGUGGGCAUCGACAAGGGCGAAGCUCUGGUGCAUGGAAAGGUCUCAUAUGCCUCCCAGGAGCCCUGGGUCUUUGAGGGGACCAUCCGCGAUAACAUUGUGUUCGUGGAGGACUACAAUGAGCGAAGAUACAAGAAGGUUGUGAAGGCCUGUGGCCUGGAGCGUGAUAUGGAGCUACUCCCGAGGGGCGAUCUGACAGUGGUGGGCGAGCGAGGCGUUAGUCUCAGCGGUGGACAAAAGGCCAGAGUAAGUCUGGCUCGUGCCGUCUACCGCAAGGCGGAUAUCUACCUCCUGGAUGAUCCCCUAUCCGCCGUGGACACUCACGUGGGCAAGCACAUCUUCGAUCGCUGCAUACGCGACUUUCUUUCCAACAAGAUACGCAUUCUGGUGACCCACCAAGUGCAGUACUUGUUCGAUGUGGAGCACCUGCUGCUGAUGGGAUCGGGCAAGAUUGUCGCACAGGGCAGCUAUCAGGAGCUUCAGCGCUCUCGUCAGUUCCAGUUCCUGGAGCAGACGCAUGACGAGAGCGGCAUCGAUACGCACAGCGUUAGCAGCUAUGUGUCCCGCAGCGACUCGGAGAAGAGUUUGGAACACCACCAACACAAUCGGCCACUUCUGCGCCCGGAUGAGCAAGUGGAGGAGCUAAACCAGGAACAGCAGUCUGUGGGCUCCGUAAAGCUGCACGUCUACGCCUCAUACUUGAAGGCACUGGAGAGUACGUUCCGCUUGGGCCUGAUUGUGACGCUGUUUGUCUGCGCCAGAGUCAUGCUUACCGGUGUAGAUUACUUCCUGUCGCGAUGGGUCAUUUGGGAAGAGAAAAUUGGAGCCAAUGUCACCGCAGCAACCUUAUUAAGUGAUACGGAUCUGAUGCCCACAAAUGAUACACUGCCACUCAAUAUCACCGACUCUGCGGCAACUCCUUUUAAUGGCAGCGUUGAGGCCAGCAUUCGCCAAGAGCUUGUCCUCUUCUACGCCAUCAUACUGGGCGCAACGUUGAUUGUCUACUUAAUACGCACAUUCGGGUUCUUCAAGAUGUGCCUGCGCAUCUCUCUGCACCUGCACGACCGACUGUUCCGCGGCAUUACCCGCGCCACCAUGUACUUCUUCAACACGAACUCUUCGGGGCGCAUAUUAAAUCGCUUCUCCAAGGAUAUACGCACUGUGGAUACGGAUUUGCCGCACACGCUUUUGGACUGCUUGGCGUUCGUCAUUGAUGUCUCUGGCGUGCUGAUUAUUGUGGCCAUUGCCAACUAUUGGCUGCUGGUGCCCGCUUUCUUCCUUGUUUUGAUCCUUGGCGGGAUUCGCUAUCUCUAUGUGAAUACAAGUCGCAGUGUAAAGCGUCUGGAGUCCAUAUCCCGCAGUCCUGUCUUUUCGUUGACAAAUCAAACCUUCCAGGGGCUUACCACGAUACGCGCUUUGGAGGCACAGAGCGCCUUAGAGUCAGAGUUUCACGAAUACCAAAACGCCAACACAUCGGCCUGGUUCCUCUUCCUGUCCUGCACACGUGCCUUUGCCCUGUGGUCGGAUCUGCUAUGCAUCGCCUACAUGACCGCCGUGACCUUUAGCUUCCUGCUGCUGCGCAAUGACUUUGACAGCGGAGAUGUGGGAUUGGCGAUCUUGCACUCCACCACGAUGACGGGAAUGUGCCAGUGGGGCAUGCGACAGACAGCCGAGUUGGAGAACCAAAUGACCAGCGUGGAGCGAGUGAUCGAGUACACAGAGCAGCCAUCGGAGCCGCCGCUAGAGACCGCUGAAAAGUUUAAGCCUAAAACCGAGUGGCCCAGCAAGGGACGCAUUGAGUUUAUCAACUUUAAGCUGCGCUACUCGCCAAAGGAGGAAACUGUGCUCAGGAAUCUGAACUUCACCAUCGAAUCGCGCGAAAAGAUUGGAAUUGUGGGUCGCACCGGCGCCGGCAAAUCAUCGAUCAUACAGUCGAUCUUCCGUCUGGCCUGCAACGAGGGCAUGAUCCGCAUCGACGACAUUGAUAUCGAGCACAUGGGAUUGCAUGAUCUGCGAAGUCGCAUUUCGAUUAUACCCCAGGAUCCAGUUCUGUUUUCGGGCACAUUGCGCUAUAAUCUCGACCCCAAGGACGAGCGCUCCGAUGAGGAAAUGUGGAAGGCUCUGGGAGAUGUAGAGCUGCGCUCCUACGUAUCCACAUUGAUUGGUGGACUCAACUGUCGCAUGUACGAUGGCGGCUCCAACUUCAGCGUGGGCCAGCGGCAGUUGGUAUGUCUGGCGCGAGCCAUUUUGAGGCACAACAAAAUUCUCAUCAUGGACGAGGCCACAGCCAAUGUUGAUCCAGAAACGGACAAGCUUAUCCAGCAGACAAUCCGGUCCAAGUUUGCCCACUGUACGGUGCUGACAAUUGCCCAUCGAUUGCACACCGUGAUGGACAGCGAUCGUGUGCUGGUAAUGGAUGCGGGCGAGGCCCGUGAACUGGGACAUCCCUACGAGCUGCUGCAGCGACCAGGGGGCUAUCUACGCCAACUUGUGGACAACACGGGAGCGGCAACAUCAUUUGCCCUAAAGCAAUCGGCCGAGCAGAGCUAUAGCAAGCGGCUGCUUGGCGACGACACUGCCACCGACGACGACCUGAACAUCACACUGGCUCUGCAAGAGCAGACUGAGUAACUGAAACACGCACUCUCCGCAAUCACUUCAACACACAAAAUCUGCUUAAGGAUUAUAGCAUAGGAACUGAAAGUAUUAUGUACAUAGCAAAUUUGUAUGUACUUAAAGUCACCGAACUACUUAUUGCCUUGUACUUAGGAGAUAUGUAUGUAAAUAUGUGUAGUUUAAGCCGUGUUAGCCUUAUUUAAUACCACGAAUUUAUGUAUGUAUCGCAUCUGUUCCACUUGCUAGUAGUAGUAAGUACUGUACUACCGUUUACCGUGCUAUGUACUCGUAUGUUUUGUACACCCUGUGUUCUACAAUUGGCAAACCAAUGCAAAGCAAUUCGCAUUCGCCGCGUGCUCUAAUCGAAAGCAAACUUCAAUCAAAUUAAGACAAAAGAAAUGAGUUAAAUAAGGUACUUUUAAAUCAGAAAUAUAGGUAGCAAAUGUAAUAUAGUAUAUGUAUUACAAAUUCGUACUUAUCAAUACGUACAAUCUCAAUAAAGUGCCUGAAAAUUA
Drosophila obscura is the source of this 5124-nucleotide messenger RNA. It is a transcript of the gene rdog, whose product is annotated as ATP-binding cassette sub-family C member 4. The transcript has 6 exons. Lineage: Eukaryota; Metazoa; Arthropoda; Insecta; Diptera; Drosophilidae. Gene Ontology annotation, molecular function: ATP hydrolysis activity; ABC-type transporter activity; ATP binding. Gene Ontology annotation, biological process: transmembrane transport. The coding region runs from base 494 to 4624 and encodes 1376 amino acids. Gene Ontology annotation, cellular component: membrane. The record is from RefSeq and is a predicted model, not a curated record.